AUGUUGAAUAAGGUAUUAUUAUCUACGGAUGUAGCAUUGAUUUGUGUUCAACAUGCUCUUUCUACAGAAAAAGAAGAAAUUAUGGGACUGCUAAUAGGAGAAGUGCAUAAUAAUAACACAUUGGUUUCAAUUGUAUCUUCUGUUAUUUUGCGGCGUCUCGAUAAAAAGCCGGACAGGGUUGAGAUAUCAGAAGAACAGUUAGUACAGGCGACAUUAAGAGCCGAAGAGCUAGCUGCUGCAGUUGGUCGACCAUUGAGAGUUGUUGGCUGGUAUCAUUCCCACCCACAUAUCACAGUUUGGCCAUCUCACGUUGAUCUUGCAACUCAAUCCAUGUAUCAAAGAAUGGACUCAAGUUUUGUUGGAAUAAUAUUUGCUGUGUAUAUUCAAGAUCAAACAGCAAAGGCACCUUCAAUACAAAUCACAUGCUUCCAAUCAGUAAAUGAAGGUACAAAUCAAAGCAGACGAGAAAUUGAACUGGAAAUUACUAACAGCAAUGACUCUCUAACAUUAAAUAAUUUUGAGAUCUUGACACAGUUACCUGCUAUUCUAAAGGAAGAAGAGGAUGAAUCUUAUAAAAAUGAAGCUGAGGGAAGUGAUUGUGAAGAUAUUCUAAAUAAACAACAUAAUUCAGCUGUAAGAACUAUAGCUAUUGGACACAUAGUUGAAAAGAUAUCUCGACCAAUGUUGGAAGCUCUUGUUGCUAGAAACGCAUUGAACACUGUCCGUCUUAAAGCUUUAAAGAAACAACACCAGGAGCUUAUGUCUAGAUUGGAUAAGAUGUCUUGCAAUGUUUAG
Danaus chrysippus (African queen) is the source of this 795-nucleotide messenger RNA. The record is from the annotation of a GenBank genome assembly. Lineage: Eukaryota; Metazoa; Arthropoda; Insecta; Lepidoptera; Nymphalidae.